This is a messenger RNA of Emiliania huxleyi CCMP1516, 2001 nucleotides long. RefSeq lists its product as hypothetical. Lineage: Eukaryota; Haptophyta; Isochrysidales; Noelaerhabdaceae. The coding region runs from base 1 to 2001 and encodes 666 amino acids. The transcript has 4 exons. Gene Ontology annotation, molecular function: antiporter activity. The record is from RefSeq and is a predicted model, not a curated record. Gene Ontology annotation, cellular component: Golgi apparatus; trans-Golgi network; endosome.
AUGGGCCGCUGCAGCCAGCUGCUCUUGUUGUCGCUCUUUUCAGAACGACUCGCGCUGACAGAGGCCUCUGACAAUCGCUUGCAACUGACAGCGGCCAGCGACACGCCGAGCCGCCGCCAGCGGCCAGCUGACGCGCCGCCUCCGAAAAAGCAGAAGAGGCGAAAGAAGAAGGGGAAGCCGACGAACGUGAGUUUGGCGGUUGCCGCCGCAACAGAGUUCAAGCAGUGGAACCGCGAGAUGCAAAAGUACACCAAGCAGAUGAACGACAUCGAGGCGUACCUCGCAGUCAAGGCAAAGCAGAAGCACGUCCGCGAGUCGGCGUCGGCGAGCAAGAUGCGGCUGCACAAGUACGCGGACCUGGUCGCCAAGGUGGGGCCGAUCCGCUCGAUGCUGCUCGCCUCGCUCGCUGUGCUCGCCCUGUGCGCGUGCGCCCUCCGCUUCUUAUCGCGUUCAAGCCUCCUCACGCUCUUCUACACGGCGCUCUACCUCACCGCCUCGCCCGCCGCCAUCCUCAUUAACAAGGUCAUCAUGAAGGACUUUGGGUUCCACUACCCCAUCAUCGUCUCGGCGAGAUGCCCCCCCGAGAUCAUCCGAGAUCACCCGAGAGCGCUCGGCAUGGGCACCACGAGCGUCGCCUCGUUCCUGUGCGUGAGAGUCUUCAAGACGCACCCGAUCGACCAGUCCAAGCCCGUGCCGGUCUCCAACCUCGUCGUCCUCGGCGCCACCACCGCCCUCGCGCUCUGCCUCGGGCAGUACCCGUACCUCUACCUGACCGUCGCCUUCAUCCAGAUGCUCAAGGCCUUCUCGCCCACGUACAUGGUCAUCUUCCUCGCCCUCCUCGGCGUCGAGCAGCCGUCGCGCCGCAUCGUCCUCAUCACGGUCGGGCUCUCCGCCUUCACGGCGCUCGCGUCGGCCGGCGAGGUCAACUUCAACCUCGUCGGAGUCUCGUUCAUGGUUGCCGCAUCGACGGCAGACGCGGUGCGGCUGGUCGUCGCGCAGAAGCUUCUCAAGAACCUCAAACUCGCGCCGAUGGAGGCGCUCUACUACACCUCGCCGAUCACGCUCGGGUGGAUGGGCCUCGCGGUUUUCACGGAGCUCCCCGACGUGUGGCGGACGAGCGCCCACGCCAUCGUGGGGAGCCACCCGGUGCUGUUUUGCGUCGCCGGCCUCUCGGGCUUCGUCAUCAACCUCUCGGGCUUUCUGCUCGUGAAGCGUACCUCGGGCAUGACGCUCAAGAUACUGACGAUGUCCCGCAACGGGGGGCUGGUUCUCGUCUCGGCGGUCGUCUUUGGCGAGACCAUCACGCGGCUCGAGGCUUUCGGCUACAGCGGCCUCCUCGUCUGCUUCGCGCUGUACACCUUCGAAAAGAUGAGGCCGGAGGCGCCGCCGCCGCCGCACGCGGGAGACGGGGCCGGCCACGAGGACCAGGAUGUGGAGCAGCGCUGGAGCUUGAGGACGCCGAACAGCCCAACCUCCUCCCGGGGCGGCUCGCCUGAUGGCUCGCCACGCGGGCCGACACUGGGAAGCGCCUGGCGCGGCGGCUAUGAGGCUCCGCCUGCUACGCCCGCCAUGGUUACACCAUCGGCCUUAAACGUCAAGUUCAAGGACUCGCUCUCCUCCAACCCGGAGGACGUCGGCCAGCGAGGCGCUUUCGUCGGCCUCGGCAACACCGAGCCCGGCACGAGCGCGGACGUCUUCGGCCUCGAGCAGCGCGGCGCUGUCGGGGACGGCGACUUCAGGCCGAGCGACGGCGGCGGCUAUGUGGCGUACAAGAAGGCGGACUACUCGAGUACGCGCACGCCCUCUCGCGCUCGGACACCGACGUGCGUGCGCAACAAGCUCUCGAAGCGGCAGCACGAGGACGAGGCGAGCUGGUCGACGCGGUCGUGGCUGUCGCUGCAGGCCCAGCGCAUGUCAGUCGCGCUGCAGCUCGCGGCGGCGGAAGAGAUUGCGACCGAGCUCAGGCUCGCCGCGGCGUCGGAGGACGCCGCCGUCGCCUAG